AUGUUCAGGAUUAAGGCUUUUCACUUGAUUUUCCUUUUCACUUCCUUUCUCUUCUAUCAAUUAGCCAAUACCAAGGUAAUCGGAGUUGCCCCAGCCCACCAGCACCUAUAUGAGCCAGAUACUGGAAAUAAAUGGCAUUGUUUGUCAAACUCUGAAAUAAUGCUUGAUUUCGAUCAGAUUAAUGACAACUACUGUGACUGUCCAGAUGGUAGCGAUGAACCCGGAACUUCGGCUUGUUCCAAUGGUAAAUUUUAUUGUCAAAAUGUUGGUUUUAAACCUUCUUAUAUCCCAUCCUUCAUGGUUAAUGAUGGCACCUGUGAUUACUUGAAUUGUUGUGAUGGUUCCGAUGAAUACUUUUCGAAUAUCAAUUGUCCAAAUAGAUGCAAUGAAUUGAAUGAAAAAUAUCAAUCUUACUUUAAUCAAAUUAUUAAAUUUAAUGACAAGGGUCUUAGCUUAAAAGAAAUUUACCAAAAAACUUCUUUAAAUUUGAAAAAUGAGAUUAUAUCUAAAUUAAGUCAAGACGAAGCUAAAUUUAAUAGAUUAAAUAACCAAUUAAUUCAUUUGACAAAUGAAUUCAAAAAAAUCGAAGAAAAUGCCAACAAAAACAAUGAAAAUUCUCUAUUUAUCAAUGACCUCAAUGGUUUAAAUGAAAAAGUUUUCAACCCUAUUAUACUCAAUUUUUUGCAACUAGUUGGUACUUAUAACGAUAAUUUCCAUUUAUCAUACUCUAACUUUUUUAAAUUAGAAAAUAUUUUAAAUAAUUUAUCAAAAAAUUUUGAUUUAUCCAUUAAUGAUUUAGCUGUUAAAAAUUCAAUUGAUUCUUUUAAAGAAUUUAAAAAUAAUCUUAACAUUAUUAAUCAUAUCAACAAUAGUGAUUUAAGUAAUUUGAAAACUAGUUUGGCAAACACUUUGAAUUUGAAAAAUCUUACCGAUCAAAUUUUAGGUGCCUCAAAUAAUAAUAAAUUGGAUGUAGUUUCAAAAAUAAAACAUUCUUUUAAUUUAAAUUAUCAUGAAUUUAUUAAUAAUCCAGAAUUAGCUGAAAUAAAAAGUAAAAUUGACAAUCUAAAAACAGAGGUUGAGAAUAUUCAAAAAGAAAUUGAUGAGGUAUAUAAUAAGGAAAUCAUAAAUAGUGAUAAGAAGUAUGGUCCAAACAAUAUUUUAAGGUCGUUAAGUGAUGAAUGUAUUUCAGAAACUUUUGGUGAUUAUAUCUAUGAAUUUUGUUUUACUGGAGAAAUUUAUCAAAAACCAGUGAAUGGAAAGAGUAGUAAUACAAGAAUUGGGAAGUAUAAUUACGAUUAUGAAAUAAUAGAAGAAAAUGACGAAUCAAACGUUUUUGGUUCAAUAAAAUUAACAUUUGAAAAUGGUGCAAAGUGUUGGAAUGGGCCAAUUAGGAAGGGUGUUGCUACUAUUAAAUGUGGAAUUGAAAACAAAAUUCUACAAGUAUCAGAGCCUCAAGUGUGUGAAUAUCAUUUUGAUAUAUCCAGUCCAAUUGCAUGUUUUAAAAACGAUGACAAUAUUAGCGCUGCUAAUGAGAAAACUAAUGAGAAAACAAAAUAUUUUUUUCAUGAAGAACUUUAAUUCCUAAGUACAUUAAUUCC
This is a messenger RNA of Ascoidea rubescens DSM 1968, 1598 nucleotides long. It is a transcript of the gene GTB1, whose product is annotated as Gtb1p. The record is from RefSeq and is a predicted model, not a curated record. Gene Ontology annotation, biological process: N-glycan processing. The coding region runs from base 1 to 1578 and encodes 525 amino acids. Gene Ontology annotation, cellular component: glucosidase II complex. The transcript is spliced from 3 exons. NCBI's taxonomy places the organism in Eukaryota, Fungi, Ascomycota, Saccharomycetes, Ascoideales, Ascoideaceae.